Molecule: messenger RNA, 1428 nt
Organism: Vicia villosa (hairy vetch)
Lineage: Eukaryota; Viridiplantae; Streptophyta; Magnoliopsida; Fabales; Fabaceae
Exons: 1
Coding region: 1-1428 (475 amino acids)
Source: RefSeq, a predicted model, not a curated record
AUGUCAUUAAAUCAGGCAUGGCAACACCUGCUGAAGGCAAAAUUACUUGCACCAGUAGCUCCGCCAAACAUCAAUACAUCUUCUCCUCGCUAUGAUCCUAACGCAAGGUGUGCGUACCAUUCUGACUGUGUGGGGCAUGACACCAACAACUGUUGGACACUGAAACACAAAAUCCAGGAUAUGAUUGACGCAGGAGAAAUUGAGUUCGAUCCUUCAGAAACUCCCAAUGUUAUCACUGCUCCUAUGCCAAAACAUGACAGAGCAGUCAAUGCUGUUGACCAGGACUCUUAUGUUACUAAUGUGAUGAGCCUGACUACUCCUCUCCCUGUUAUCAAGAAGAAGCUGUUGCAAGCCGGCUUAUUUCCGGGUUGUGUUGAAGACUGUUACUACUGCUCGUCUCAGUCAAAUGGUUGUGCAAUGUUGAAGACUGGCAUGCAACGCUUGGUGGAUAAUCGAACGAUCUUGUUUGAAAAAAUGCCUUCUGUGGAAAAUUUGUAUGAAGAUCUAGCUCAGAAUUUGAAAUUCGAAGACGUGUCCGUGAUCUCUAAGACUCCUGUGAGAAUUCCUACCAAGGGCCCCAUAAGGAUUACCGCUGAGCCCAAGGUAGCUCUCUUGAUCAUUACCAAGCCUGGUCCAAUCCCAUACUCCUCUGACAAGGCUGUCCCCUGGAGUUAUGGCAAUGAUGUGUACAUCCAUGGUGUGAAACAAGAAGCUUUGAAUGAUGAGCCUGUAAAAAUCCCCAAUCCCGACAUUGACAAUAUCGUGGGGACUAGUAAGGUUACAAGAAGCGGAAGGAUUUUCUCCGCAGAAAUCUCUCCAGAUGCCAAUACCUCAACCCAAGUUCCUGUUUCUGAUUCAACUGUUGAUGUGCAAGGAAAGGGACCAUUGCUGGAACCAGUUCAGACACCAGUUGAAGCUACUACUGAAGAAGUCUCCCAGAAAGAAAUGGAUAAAAUUCUGAAGAUCAUCCGGAAAAGUGAUUAUGACGUGAUUGAACAGUUGGGGCACACUUCCUCCAAGAUAUCCAUGCUUUCAUUAUUAACUUGUUUUGAGGCUCAUGCUAAGGCUCUGAUGAAGUUUCUAAAAGAUGCGCACGUGCCACAAGAGAUUUCUGUUAAUCAAUUCGAGAACUGUGUUGCGAGCUUGACAACCAACAACUAUCUGGGGUUUUCUGAUGCUGAUUUGACUCCCGCUGGAAAAAGUCAUAACAAGGCCUUGCACAUCUCCAUUGAGUGUAAGGGCACUACUCUGUCUCAUGUGCUGGUGGAUAACGAUUCCUCGUUGAAUGUGUUGCCUAAAUUGGUGCUGGAUAGACUUGAUUCUGAAGGGAUGAUACUGAAACCCAGUGAUGUGGUGGUAAAGGCUUUCGAUGGGUCGAAGAGUGCGGUAUACGGAGAGGUUGAGCUCCCUAUCAGAGUAGGUUCUUAG